AUGAACCCUUGGCUGACCGACGCCUCCUCGAAUCCAAACAAUCAUGUUGGCUUUGGAGGCCCAAUGGAUGCUGGCAUGUCUUUCCUGCAACCUCCUCAGACGAUAAAUCCUGCUCAGUUCCAGAAUCCCGGCUUCCUAAAUGGCGCCGCCCGAACCACCUCACCUGCCUUCCACAACCCUGUCUAUCAGACGAACCCGGUGAUACCUUCCAAGAGAGCAAGAGAAGAUAGUCUAGUCACGUCGCCGCGGCAGGCACCUGGUGGCUUACCUGGCUCGCGAUCACAGACACCUGGACAAGGUCCGUUCCCCGGAUAUAACCCCCAGGCCAACGGCGUCCCGGCGAUAUCAAACGCUCCCACACCAUUUGGACAUCUCCAGACGACAUCUAACGCCUCUCCAUCUCCAACCAUACAACAGCUGAACCAUUUCGCCUCAGCCCAAGCCAAUCAACGCGUCGCGACAGCGUCACCUAGCCCGUUUUCGCCCCAACAUGCUCCCCCACAUGCUUCCCCAGCUCCUUCAGACCACGCGAGUCGCGUCGGCACACCCCAUGAUAACCCUCAAAACUUCUUGUCGAAUGGUGUUUUUGCGCCGGGAUUCAAUCAACCUCAAUUCGGUCAGAAUAUGAGCAAUGGCAUGCCACAAAUGGGCAUGAAUCCCCAGAUCAAUAUGGCGGCGCAACAUCCAAACGCGGUUGCAACCCACCCGCGCAACUACCAGUUGCAGCUUCAGGCUCAAGCGCGUCAGAUGCAGGCGCAAGCUCAGGCUCGUGGCAUGAACGGGAUGCCAACCAAUCCUAGCCAACACGGUUCCAACCCGCCGAUGCCGCAAGGAGCUCCGGCAGUGUUUCACCCUGCCAGACCUAAUAAUCCCGAGGAUUUUAUACGGGGCCUCCAGCAAUUCAUGGCCGCUCGUCAUCGCCAAGUUGAUCUAACACCGGUGAUAUGUGGCCGACAACUGCCGUUGUUACGGUUGUACGCCGCCGUGGUGAAAAGUGGGGGAUCACAAAGGAUAUCCAAGCUGAAUCAGUGGGCCUCGAUUGCGCUCCAGUUUGGCUUUCCACCACCGCAACAGAUGCAGGCAGCUCAAGAACUCCAGGCGUACUGGAUGAACAAUCUUGCCCCUUAUGAGGCUGCUUGGCAGCUGUCGCAGCAGAAACAAAAGAUGGCAGCACAGGCCGCAAUACAGGGUCAAUCCCAGAUGUCACCCCCGCGCGAUCAACCUCCAGACUCUACUCACCAGAGAAGUGCAUCGGCCAAUGGACCAGUUGCCCAACAACCACAACUCCCUACAGCAAAUGGAUAUAUGCAACCUCCCCAUGCUCCUACACAACAAGAUCUCUCGGCAACUCCCCAACACCGUUCUAGCGUAUCGAGGCAGUUCGAUCCUCAACAGAUGGCUGCUAUGCAGGGCCAGGUCCAGGGCCAAACCCCUCAAAAGCGGCCUCAAACCAGCGGGGGAAAGAUGGCGGAACCUGAACCUGACUUGAACAAACCCUUGUCGAGACCGAUCGAGGAUCCUUUCAAGCCGGAUGUCCUCCCUCCGAGCAGAUUUCACGGACCGAUCAACGUGGAGGAGAUGUUCAUUAUCGGACAACACAUCGCUGAAUCCAAACCAUUCGCACCCUCUAUACGAGAGUUGGGAGUAAUUGACAUCCACGCUCUGACUAUGGCAAUCAAAUCUGGAAUGCACGCCGAGACACGGGUGGCAUUGGACACACUUGUCACGCUUUCGAUGGAGUCUUCGUUGCCAUUGGCAUUAAGUGAAUGCGACGACCUUGUUGACACAUUACUGGAUUGUGCUCAGGAUCAGGUCACCUUCCUCAGCGAACACGCAACUGAAGUCUCCGACGAAAUGUUCCUCACCUCCUAUGAAGAUCUUGUCCGGGCCUGUCGCAUCGAGAAUGAGUCCUUACAAGAUGUUCCCGAGUUUGGAACAGUUGCAUACGAUCUGGAAAGAGCCGCGGAUCGCUUGAUUUGUAUCACCACCCUGUUGCGCAAUUUCUCUUUUUACGAAGCCAACUUUGUCCCCCUGGGGCAGCCAGAGGUUGUCAAGCUGCUCAGCACUGUAAUUCGAUUUCUGGGCACCACGGAAAUGUUUUUGCGACACAACAGAAACACCCUGGAUUUCAUGAAAGAUGUGGUCAUCUAUUUUAGUAACUUGUCGACCUUACUUCAGCUCCCAGGGAAAGAAGAAGCACUCUGUGUCCUUCAUUUCCUUCUCGCAUUCGCACCCACUCCAGCGCCGACCUCAAGUUCCACGACCAAGGUCUCCUUCGUCCCGUACUCACCCGCUUUACACAAGUACAUGCCUUCUGCUGUCGAUAGUCUCGCUAAGCUCCUGGCGCGCGAUGAACCCAACCGCACGUACUACAAAGCCAUCUUCACAGCCGACAGUCACUCGAGUCCUCCGUACGAACUAUUGACGAGAGCAUUUGGGCUCGCCAUUUCCUCAAUCCCGGCAAACUCAAACCAUACCAGGCCACUCAUCGAGGCACGCAAACCUUUCCUCCUGCAAGGAAUGUUGGCCGCAGAAAUUUUGGCAGGUCUCGCACCAAGUUCAGACCACCCAUUGGCGCGCUCAUGGCUAGAAUCGCAUGAUGGCUUUGCUGGCAAUCUUCUCCGCUUAGUCAGUUUGUUGGGUGCGGAUCGGACGACCCAGACUGCUCCUAGGCAUCCCCAACCAAAUAAUCGAAAUAACGCUUUUGAGCCAGAUGCCAAUGGCUACGGGGCGAUCGCGAAUCGUGCUAUCUCUGUCUUGAAGACCCUGGUGCAAAAGGCCCGCAGGACCGAUGAAAGUGGCUCGACGGUAGUACCGCUGGGCAUUAUGCCGAGCAAAGAAAGUCUUCUUGGAGCCAUGAUUCAAAAAGACAUUGACCCGGGCAUACUGCGACAGCUCUGUGUUUAUGCCGGUCUAGAGGAUUAG
Messenger RNA from Cladophialophora bantiana CBS 173.52, 2925 nucleotides. RefSeq lists its product as uncharacterized. Gene Ontology annotation, biological process: regulation of transcription by RNA polymerase II. The transcript has a single exon. The coding region runs from base 1 to 2925 and encodes 974 amino acids. The record is from RefSeq and is a predicted model, not a curated record. Gene Ontology annotation, molecular function: transcription cis-regulatory region binding. Gene Ontology annotation, cellular component: SWI/SNF complex; nucleus. Lineage: Eukaryota; Fungi; Ascomycota; Eurotiomycetes; Chaetothyriales; Herpotrichiellaceae.